Ipomoea triloba (trilobed morning glory) is the source of this 1151-nucleotide messenger RNA. Its product is annotated as ras-related protein RABB1b-like. The record is from RefSeq and is a predicted model, not a curated record. Gene Ontology annotation, biological process: regulation of endocytosis. The transcript has 6 exons. Gene Ontology annotation, molecular function: GTPase activity; GTP binding. NCBI's taxonomy places the organism in Eukaryota, Viridiplantae, Streptophyta, Magnoliopsida, Solanales, Convolvulaceae. Bases 285 to 920 code for a protein of 211 amino acids. Gene Ontology annotation, cellular component: endosome.
CACAAAGUGAAUUAUUCCAACUUUCAUUCUCCUGCUAUCUAUCUUUCACUGAUUUUCCCUCUCUAAUUCCAUCCUCGGAGUCUGCAUCCACUCAAAGGGGUGCCGGCUUGGUACGAGUUCGUAUCAAAGCUCCUCUCCUACUCCGACGGGACAGCUAUCGCAUACAUCUAUCUAUACUAUAAUCUUUUCUUUUCUUGCACGUCCUUUCAUUCUGUAGCUGCGAUAUAGUUGCUUUCCUUUCUUCUUCAUCGCCUCCUGAAACGUUGCCGUCGUCGCCGUUGGAGAUGUCGUACGAUUACUUGUUCAAAUACAUAAUCAUCGGAGACACCGGGGUUGGAAAAUCAUGCCUGCUACUGCAAUUCACUGACAAGAGGUUCCAUCCGGUGCAUGAUGUCACUAUCGGAGUUGAGUUUGGGACUCGCAUGGUCACCAUUGAUGGCCGCCCCAUUAAGCUUCAAAUUUGGGACACUGCUGGACAAGAAGCCUUCAGAUCUAUCACCAGAUCAUACUACAGAGGAGCUGCAGGUGCUCUACUGGUGUAUGACAUAACCAGGAGAGAGACUUUCAAUCAUCUUGCAAGCUGGCUGGAAGAUGCUCGGCAGCAUGCAAAUGCAAAUAUGACUAUCAUGCUUGUAGGAAACAAGAGUGAUCUUGCUCACCGAAGAGCUGUAAGUAAAGAGGAGGGUGAGCAAUUUGCAAAAGAAAAUGGGCUUUUGUUUUUGGAGGCAUCAGCUAGAACUGCCCAAAAUGUUGAGGAGGGCUUCAUAAGGACUGCUUCAAAGGUACUUCAGAAAAUUCAGGAAGGUGUUUUUGAUGUGUGCAAUGAGUCAUCUGGCAUCAAGGUUGGGUAUGGCCGACCUCAAGGAGCUAGUGGUGGUAGGGAUGGAGCAGUUUCACAGAGAGGUGGAUGUUGCAGCUGAUUUGCUAGUCUUAUCAAUUGUGUUGCAGCAUCUUUUGUGGAGUGUUAUUCAGACUGAUUAUAAUUCUGGUCUCAGCUCAAUUUUAGUUCUUUCAAGUUAUACUGUAUACAGUACCAGACUCUUCGACAUGUCAUUGUUUAUUAUUACAGAGACCUAUACUUGUAUUGUAUAGUACCAUUUAAUUGUGUGUCUUCUCUAUAGUCUCUUUACCUAUUUCUGAUAUGUUCUCUA